Archocentrus centrarchus (flier cichlid) is the source of this 1506-nucleotide messenger RNA. Its product is annotated as mRNA-decapping enzyme 1B-like. Gene Ontology annotation, molecular function: mRNA binding; enzyme activator activity. Lineage: Eukaryota; Metazoa; Chordata; Actinopteri; Cichliformes; Cichlidae. Gene Ontology annotation, cellular component: P-body. Gene Ontology annotation, biological process: deadenylation-dependent decapping of nuclear-transcribed mRNA; positive regulation of catalytic activity; deadenylation-independent decapping of nuclear-transcribed mRNA. The record is from RefSeq and is a predicted model, not a curated record.
AUGGCUUUUACCAUCAUGAACCGACUCAGCAUGGAGAAUCUACAGAGCCAAUCACCCAAAGACCUGGACUUCCAGCUCCAGGAUCCAUUCCUGCCUUUAUACCGCAAUGCACGAUUGUUGAUGAAGUUCAACUUUGUCUCUCUCUGCAUCUCAAACCCCCUUGUCUUCUUCCCAGUGGUAAUCCAUGGGAUUUGGUUCUAUGAUAAGGAGGACUGUCGACGCAUUGCCCAGGGGAUGAAGACUCUGACCCAACAGGAGCAGGUCCUGGCUCAGUCCCACGGUGGUUGGUUAUCCCGAGGAGGAGUAGGGGGAGGAGGAGAAGGUGAAGUAAAGGGAGUGGACAUCAUCCAGAUGUUAACCAAAGCCCGCACAGAGUAUGAUAAGGAAAAGUCAACCUCAGAGCCAAAGGAGAUUGGUGGUAGAGGCGUUCUAAGAAACCCCAACCUGAUUAAACCAAUACCCGUUAAACCAAACACUCAGGACAAUGAAGGUGCUGAGCCCAAGCCUCUUUCUUUGGCUACUCUGUUUGGCUCUCAGCAUCAGCAUCGCUCAUCUAAACCUGACUCUGUCCCUCUUGUGAAUGCUUCACCAAUGGGAUCAUCAACAGGAAAAUCUCGCCCGCCUGUAGCUCGCACACUCACCUACGAUGAUACUGUGAAUUCUGGCAGAAAUGUGGCCUCUGAUGGAGGUAUCAAGGCUGUGGUUGGGCAAGAUGGAGGAAAUGCUGUUUCUGGCUUGCUGCAAAGUCCCACUAAUUCUCACCAGCUGCAGCCUAACCAACCGCAGCACUGCCGCAUCGCAAAGCUCAUGCAGGGACAGAGAGGUGUCGGUAGUGUUGGUGGGGUGCUGCAGACAGUAUCCGAGUCCCCCGAGAACCGGCUGUGUGACAACGGGGUGCUGCUGGAGCAUCACCCCCAUCACCAUCAUCUUUAUCACCAUCAGCAGCCACACCACCAUCACCCGCAUCAGCUUCAACCUGACCCAAUCAAGAGACUUUUCCAAACCCAGCCACCUCCCACCCACACCUCUUUCUCCUCUGCUGCCCCUAAGUGUUGCUCUAACCCUCAUCUCUCCUCCCAGCCUGUACUAGUGGAUUCUGCAUCAUGCGCUCACCUUCAAGCGCAACAAAGCCAGCAGCUGUUUUUCAGCCUGUCCAAUUCUCAACCUGAAAUGCAGAAGCCAACAGCUUCAACCGCACAGGGAACAGGACUGUCUCAGAUGCCAGGUAUGGUGUCACCUCAUGAGCUCCUCCAAAAGCUCCAGUUGGUCCAGCAGGAGCAAAGCCUGGCUUCUAAUCUCCUGCCUCGAAUCUGUCCAGGACUGGCUCCUCGAUUCUUGGGGCCUGCUCAAAGUCAGGGUGCAGGCUCAGCUUUAGCCACUGUCCCAAACCCAACUGCAGGCACUGCAGCUCAUAAAGCGGCACUGCAGUUACAGUGUAUUCAUCCAGACAAAGUCAAGCAGUGGGUUGUCAGCAGUUUGGUCAGGAGAGCUGCCACACACCCUUAA